AUGUUUGCUUCUCGCAUUUCUCGCGCGCUCCCCCGCGCUGCUUUCACUCGCGCCCCUUCCUCCAGAAUCCCCAGCACUGCUUUCCGCCGAUGGAACUCCACGGAAGGUGGCGAGGAGAAGGUGAAGGGCCAGGUCAUCGGUAUUGAUCUGGGUACCACCAACUCCGCCGUUGCUGUCAUGGAGGGCAAGGCCCCUAAGAUUAUUGAGAACGCUGAGGGUGCCCGUACUACUCCUUCCGUCGUCGGUAUCGCCGAGGAUGGUGAGCGUCUCGUUGGUGUUGCCGCCAAGCGUCAAGCCGUCGUUAACCCCGAGAACACUCUCUUCGCUACCAAGCGUCUCAUCGGUCGCAAGUUCACCGAUAUUGAGGUCCAGCGUGACAUCAAGGAGGUCCCCUACAAGAUCGUCCAGCACACCAACGGCGACGCCUGGGUUGAGGCUCGCGGCCAGAAGUACUCUCCCUCCCAGAUCGGUGGUUUCGUCCUGAACAAGAUGAAGGAGACUGCUGAGGCAUACCUCAACAAGCCCGUUAAGAACGCUGUUGUCACUGUCCCCGCCUACUUCAACGACUCUCAGCGCCAGGCCACCAAGGAUGCCGGUCAGAUCGCUGGUCUGAACGUCCUCCGUGUCGUCAACGAGCCUACCGCUGCUGCCCUUGCCUACGGUAUGGAGAAGGAGACUGACCGUGUUGUCGCCGUCUACGAUCUUGGUGGUGGUACUUUCGAUAUCUCCUGCCUGGAGAUCCAGAAGGGUGUCUUUGAGGUCAAGUCCACCAACGGUGACACUCACCUGGGUGGUGAGGACUUCGAUAUCACUCUGGUCCGCAACAUUGUUGAGAACUUCAAGAAGAAGUCCGGUGUUGACCUGUCCGGUGACCGCAUGGCCAUCCAGCGUAUCCGUGAGGCCGCCGAGAAGGCCAAGAUUGAGCUGUCUUCCUCCCUCCAGACCGAGAUCAGCCUUCCUUUCAUCACUGCCUCCGCCUCCGGUGCUCUUCACAUCCAGGAGAAGAUGACCCGUGCUCAGCUCGAGGCUCUGGUUGACCCUCUCAUCAGCCGUACCACCGAGCCCGUCCGUAAGGCCCUGAAGGAUGCCAACCUCAAGUCCAGCGACAUCCAGGACAUCAUCCUGGUUGGUGGUAUGACCCGUAUGCCCAAGGUUACCGAGUCCGUCAAGUCCAUGUUCGGCCGUGAGCCCUCCAAGUCCGUCAACCCCGAUGAGGCUGUCGCCAUCGGUGCCGCUGUCCAGGGUGCUGUCCUGGCUGGUGAGGUCACUGACGUUCUGCUGCUCGAUGUCACCCCCCUGUCCCUCGGUAUCGAGACCCUGGGUGGUGUCUUCACCCGUCUGAUCAACCGCAACACCACCAUCCCCACCAAGAAGUCCCAGACUUUCUCAACUGCCGCUGACAUGCAGACCGCUGUCGAGAUCAAGGUCUUCCAAGGUGAGCGUGAGCUUGUCAAGGACAACAAGAUGCUCGGAAACUUCCAGCUUGUUGGCCUCCCCCCUGCUUCCCGCGGUGUUCCCCAGAUCGAGGUUACCUUCGACAUUGACGCCGACUCCAUUGUCCACGUCCACGCCAAGGACAAGUCUACCAACAAGGACCAGUCUAUCACCAUUGCCUCCGGCUCCGGUCUUUCCGAUGCUGAGAUUCAGAACAUGGUUGACGAGGCCGAGAAGUACGGCGAGUCUGACAAGGAGCGCAAGCUCGCUAUCGAGGCUGCCAACCGCGCCGACAGCGUCCUGAACGACACCGAGAAGGCCCUGAAGGACUUCGAGGACAAGCUCGACAAGGCCGAGGCCGAGACCAUCAAGGAGAAGAUCGCCACUCUCCGUGAGUUCGUCGUCAAGAACCAGUCUGGCGAGGGCACUGCCACCGCCGAGGAGCUUAAGGAGAAGACCGAUGAGCUCCAGACUGCUUCCCUGACUCUGUUCGACAAGAUGCACAAGGCCAACAACGAGGCCCAGCAGCAGCAGCAGGGCGAGCAGCAGGGUGAGAACAAGCAGUAA
Penicillium manginii is the source of this 2001-nucleotide messenger RNA. Its product is annotated as Hsp70 family protein. NCBI's taxonomy places the organism in Eukaryota, Fungi, Ascomycota, Eurotiomycetes, Eurotiales, Aspergillaceae. The transcript is spliced from 4 exons. Bases 1 to 2001 code for a protein of 666 amino acids. The record is from RefSeq and is a predicted model, not a curated record. Gene Ontology annotation, biological process: cellular response to unfolded protein; protein refolding. Gene Ontology annotation, cellular component: mitochondrion; cytoplasm. Gene Ontology annotation, molecular function: ATP-dependent protein folding chaperone; heat shock protein binding; ATP hydrolysis activity.